Olea europaea var. sylvestris is the source of this 1320-nucleotide messenger RNA. RefSeq names its product F-box protein At5g49610-like. Lineage: Eukaryota; Viridiplantae; Streptophyta; Magnoliopsida; Lamiales; Oleaceae. Gene Ontology annotation, molecular function: protein binding. Bases 107 to 1213 code for a protein of 368 amino acids. The transcript is spliced from 2 exons. The record is from RefSeq and is a predicted model, not a curated record.
ACCUAAAGAAAGAAAAAUCAACACUUCCUGUCAUGAAUAAAUUUCUUCAACAGCCUGACUUUCGUCUUCUUCGAGUCUCGAUCAACAAUCGAAGUCAAUAAGUAUCAUGGAGGACUUAUCUAAUUACAAAAUGGAUCGUGGGAAAAAGCCAGGCAAAUUCCUUGGUAUGCUGAACAACACUAUGUAUAUGAAUCUCAGUGAAAUUAUAAGGGCACAUGCCCUUCCUUUUCUACCUGCAAAAUCACUUUUCAGGUUUUUGAGUGUUUGUAAAGACUGGAAACUUCAGAUAUCAACUCCAUUCUUUGCCCAUAAUCAGUCAAUUUGUUGUGGUUCGACCUUAGGUUUCUUUAGGCAGGUAUCUGGAGAACCACCAUCACUUGUCUCUGAUGAGCCAAAAGCUUGUGGUGUACCAGACCCCUCUCUGAAAUUUUUGCCUGAGCCAGUUGACAUCUUGUCAGCAUCCAAUGGACUGAUUUGCUGCCAUUCUCGAACUGGGAAUAAAGCCUACUACAUUUGCAAUCCUGUGACCCAGCAGUGGAAGAAACUUCCAGAACCAAAUGCUAAUCAUGGUUUACAGCCUUCAACUGUGCUUGUAUUUGAACCAUCCCGGCUUAACUUUGAGGCCGAUUAUAAGCUUGUUUGUGCCUUUCCAUCUGCCGACUUUGAUGAUGCAACUGAAUUUGAGAUAUACUCCUCUAAAGAAGGAUCCUGGAAAGUUUCAGGAGAGAUUUGUUUUACUUCAUAUUCUGUGCCAAAAAAAUCAGGGGUUCAUGUGAAUGGGGUUGUUUACUGGAAAUCAAGGGGUCUUCUAGCUUAUGAUCUGACAAAGGAUAGAUCACAAAUGCUCCAAGACUAUCAAUUUGGAAAUGGUGUUCUGGGAGCGAUGAAUGGAAAGCUUUGCUCAGCUUAUCCUAAUGGGCAGUCAAUAACAGUUCAAGUAUUAGAUAAUGCCCACAGUAAUACCAUGCAAAUGGGCAGCCAUGCCAGGAUGUGGGCGGAGAAACAAAGAGUAGUUCUCGACGUGGAAGUGGUGGGUGGGCCUGUGUCUGACCUGGCUGUGGUUGCUGCUUCUGGCAACAAGCUGUUGGUUCAGUUGGCCAGAAAACUAUAUCUUUAUGACUUGCUGACGAAGGAAACUAAAGCGCUGGGCAUUGCAUCACCAGAUCGUGACACAAGAUACAUACCAUAUGUAAAUAGCCUUGUCAGCCUCUAAUCUUCAUAUGUUGCUGUCGAUGACUUUUCCUGUGAAAUCUCUUUUUAGCCCUGGAGGUUUGGACUGGUAAUAUUCUUGUGAGUUAUCGUCACAAAUGAACUUGUCUA